This is a messenger RNA of Klebsormidium nitens, 1759 nucleotides long. The record is from the annotation of a GenBank genome assembly. NCBI's taxonomy places the organism in Eukaryota, Viridiplantae, Streptophyta, Klebsormidiophyceae, Klebsormidiales, Klebsormidiaceae.
GAAGAUUCGGGACCCUCGACCCCUGGCCAGCAUCGGUGUGAACGAGUGUGAGAGCCUUCUCCCUUCCCGUUCCGCGGGCAUACAAAAGCUCCUCACAAGCAGCGUCAAACACCAGAUUUCUCUGUUCACAAGUCAAGCGUGAGUUCUCCAGCGCCUUCAACUCUUCUAGCGCCUUCAAGUUCCAACAGCUCGCUGUCUGUUGCCUCUACCGAAGCCAUCAUGCAGAUCUUUGUGAAGACCCUGACCGGCAAGACUAUCACCCUUGAGGUGGAGUCGAGCGACACCAUCGACAACGUGAAGGCCAAGAUUCAGGACAAAGAGGGAAUUCCCCCUGACCAGCAGAGGCUUAUCUUCGCUGGCAAGCAGCUGGAGGAUGGCAGGACCCUUGCGGAUUACAAUAUCCAGAAGGAGUCCACUCUUCACUUGGUGCUCAGGCUGAGGGGAGGGAUGCAGAUUUUUGUGAAGACCCUCACUGGCAAGACCAUCACCCUGGAGGUGGAGUCCAGCGACACCAUUGACAACGUAAAGGCUAAGAUUCAGGAUAAGGAAGGUAUCCCCCCUGAUCAGCAGAGGCUUAUUUUUGCGGGCAAGCAGCUUGAGGACGGCAGGACCCUGGCGGACUACAACAUUCAGAAGGAGUCCACCCUCCAUCUGGUGCUCAGGCUCAGGGGUGGCAUGCAGAUUUUUGUGAAGACCCUCACCGGCAAGACCAUCACUCUGGAGGUUGAGAGCAGCGACACCAUCGACAAUGUCAAGGCCAAGAUUCAGGACAAGGAAGGCAUUCCCCCGGACCAGCAGCGUCUCAUCUUUGCCGGCAAGCAGUUGGAGGAUGGGAGGACCCUGGCUGACUACAACAUUCAGAAGGAGUCUACCCUGCAUCUGGUUUUGAGGCUCAGGGGAGGAAUGCAGAUUUUUGUGAAGACUCUCACUGGCAAGACCAUCACCCUGGAGGUGGAGUCAAGCGACACCAUCGACAAUGUCAAGGCGAAAAUUCAGGACAAGGAAGGUAUUCCUCCUGACCAGCAGCGGCUGAUUUUUGCUGGGAAGCAGCUCGAGGACGGGCGCACCCUGGCGGACUACAACAUCCAGAAGGAGUCUACCCUUCAUCUGGUUCUGCGGCUGCGGGGCGGUAUGCAAAUUUUUGUGAAGACGCUGACGGGGAAGACCAUUACUCUGGAGGUGGAGAGCAGCGAUACUAUUGACAACGUGAAGGCCAAGAUCCAGGACAAGGAGGGCAUCCCUCCAGACCAGCAGCGUUUGAUUUUCGCUGGCAAGCAGCUCGAGGACGGUCGCACCCUGGCUGACUACAACAUCCAAAAGGAAUCCACUCUUCACCUGGUGCUGCGUCUGCGCGGAGGUAUGCAAAUCUUCGUCAAAACCCUCACUGGCAAGACCAUCACGCUUGAGGUCGAGUCCAGCGACACCAUCGACAAUGUCAAGGCCAAGAUUCAGGAUAAGGAGGGCAUUCCCCCAGACCAGCAGAGGUUGAUCUUCGCCGGGAAGCAGUUGGAGGAUGGCCGCACUCUGGCCGACUACAACAUUCAGAAGGAGUCGACCCUGCACUUGGUGCUCAGGCUGAGGGGUGGUCAGUAGACGAUUAUGGUACUUGUCAGAGAGGUAGCGGCCAUUGUGUAGGACGCAAACUGUACAGUGUAUAUUGUCCAAAGCAUUGCUGAAAUGGUUCCAUAUCUCAAGACACUUCCAGUUCAUACAAUUCUGACAAUGGCAUGAUUUGCAGAGAUGAAUCGAAGCUCAGCCA